GCAGUGCCCAUUCAUGGAUGCUCCCGGGCAGCUCCAGGCCUGCAUCGUCCCAAGCACAGUGUUGUAUUCACCAUCCUGGUUUACUGCCCUGGCUACGGAGCGCAGAGCUGGGGUGGCAGCGGGCGCUGGAGCAGAAGGGAAGAGGCUUUGUCCCCCGCCCAGCACAGGGGCGGUGCGCUGGGCUCCCAACGCUACCGGCGCAGCCCUCGCUCCUCACCCAGCGCUCGCUGGUGCCGGUAAAGCCGGUGCUGUGUGGCAAAGCCGUCCCUUGGUGCUGCGGGGCGGCCGAGCCAUGCGGGGCCUGCUGCUCUGCGGGGGCUGGCUGCUGGCCGCAGGCUGCCUGGUGUGUGCCGGGGGCAGCUGCCGGCACCGCUGCUGCCCGGGCAGGAACAACGCGUGCUGGGUGCCCGGUGCCCGCCGGGCUCACUGCUACUGUGACUCGUACUGCCAGAGGACGGGCGACUGCUGCCAGGACUACCACAGCGUGUGCCGCCGUGCCGCCGUGGGCUGUGCGGUGGGGCCCUGGGGGCCGUGGAGCGGGUGCAGCUCCCCGUGCGGGGUGGGCAGCAGGGCCCGCAGCCGCCAGGUCACGGUCCCGCCGCGGCACGGAGGGGAGCCCUGUCCUGACCUCAAGCAGCGCCGCGGCUGCCUGGGCGAGCACCCGACCUGCGGGACAGCCAAAGAGGUGGCCAAGAUACUACCCGAUUCCUUCAGCCAGGACUUCAGGGAUCCCUGGCGAAGAGCUGGGAUGCUGCUGCUGGAGGAGCCAUCCCGCUCCCCCCUCCCCAGCUACUGCGGCUAUUUCCGCCUGACACAGGUAGGGCCCCUGUGCCGAGGGCAGGCCUGGAGCCGCCGCCUGCACCCAGACAAGCAAGUGUGUGUUGAGUGCCGGGGGGACACAUCCCAACACCGUCCCCACUGUACCGGGCACGGGCUGCAAGGAGCCAGGACAUUUUGGGUGGCUGCCUCCGUGGCAGGGUGUCAGGGUUCAUGGGUGCAGGAGGGGCUGCAGGAGAGUUGUGUCUGCCCCCCACCAGCUCUCAUCUUCGUGUAGCACCCCCAGGCCUGCUGCUUGCCCUUGGAGCUGACUCCCUGUGCUCUCCAUGAAGCACUUUGUUGAAAGAGUGGGAAGGAAACCCUGCUUAUAAAGAUUAACAAUAAGGGAGCUGCUAAAGUGGUGACUAAUGGUGGAAGGACAUCACACUGGAGACAUGGGAGGACAAGGUGAUGAUGUCACACUCAGCUGCGACAUCAUGCUGUGCAAGGAGCUGCUGUUGGCAAGCAGCUCGAGGAUGGAGAUCACAUCCUUCCUCUGUGUUCGGGCUGGCCCCACUGCAGGGAACUGCUGGGUGAGCCGUGAAGGACGGCUCAGCUGCGUGCUGUGGUUUGCUGAGACAAAUUAAACACAGGUACCCAAACUCUGCCCAUGGGUGAUGAUGCUGGUGGGUGUCUGGGCUCAGCUGGAGGGAGUGGGGCUGAGCUGUGAUGUUGGGCUGUGCUGGUGCCCUCCUCACCCUGCAUGACACAACCCUGCUGGUGGGGUGCCCAGCCCAGGCUUGGCCGGUGGUACCCAGAGCUGAGACAUUAUGCUGGCAGCCUCACCCCUGCCUGCACCCACAAACCACCCCCUGGGUGACUCUGCCCCUGCAGGGCUGGGUGCCAGGGAGUCUGUGUACUCUGGGACUUGGGGUUUGAACCCCCCCAGCUGCGGUUGGGAGCUGCUGCCUGUUUGCUGCUCCAGGAUGCACACAGCUCCCGCUGCCUCCCCCUCUCCACCUGCCCCUCCCGAGCAGGGAAACCAUAAGGCUUCAAUGGGGAUGCUCUUGGCCUCUUUAUUUGGGAUAAAAGCCCAGGUCGACCAUGAGCUAAACCACUGGUUAAAAAAACAGGUGCUGGGAGUCAAGCAGCACAAGAUGGGGCACAGCUCCAGGGAGCAUGUCCCCUCCUCCCAGCCACACCUGAGGGCAGGAAUGCCACAAGCAAGAGCACAGGCACAGGCGAAGGUGACGCUGCACUGGCGUCCUUGGGGUGGAGUUAGAAAACACUGGGAACAAAGUGAGUGUGUCCCGCACAGGGAGUGGGGUUCCCCUGAGUUACACCACCGAACCUGCAGUCCUGGCUGGUGGCCACAGAGCAUCGAGCAAAUGGAGGGAUGUGGCUGGGGGCUCGGUGUGAUGCUGCUCUGUGCCUGGAGCUCUUAGGCAGCCCCGGAGGGUGGUCCUGGCUCCCCCAGUGCAUUGCCCUGGCUGGGCACAGGGGCCAGCCCGUGCUGCACCAGCAGCCCCUGCACCAGCUCCAGCUCCUGCUCCAGCUCCUGGGUGCCACAGCCCAGCCCUGGCACGGUGGUGGCAUCUUCCCCCAGCACCUGCAGCGCCUGUGCCACCAGCCGGGCCCUCACCAGCAGCACGGCCACAGCUGUGUGCAGCUUGGCACAGCCCAGUGCCUUCAUCCCACAGCGGACAGCAGCUUCUGCAGAGAGAGCAGGCAAAGGAGCUGUGAGCAUGGCAGAGCUGGCCUGGGGACAAGGACACCAGGUUGCCUGUCCCAAGGCUGCACACUGUGCUGUACCUUGGCUCCAGUGCUGCUUGCAGUACUGCAGGUCGUGCAGGACACCGGGGCCUGUGGCUGUCAACCAGUGCAGAGCUGAGGCACGGAGUGCAAUGCUGGUGGAUGCCUUCUCCAGGAGCUGCAGCAGGAUGGGGAGCAGCUGCCGUGCCAGGACAGCUGGCUCUGCAAAAACAUUGGGUUCAUCCUCUUUGUACAGGCUGAUGGCUCUAGGGGAGAAAGAUGAGGUACAAGUGAAGCCAAAGGCCAGCCCCAUGGUACCCUGUGCUCCCCUGUACCUGGCCCACGGGUCAGGAAACUCACUUGUUGGCCUCCAGCUCCUUCACGAUGCCCCUGAGAUCCAGGACAGGGAGGUGCUGCAGCAGCAUGUCCAAGGUUGCAGGGUGCUCCCCAAACUCUUCCAGGAGGAGCUGCAGGAGGCCCUGGAGCCCCACGUUGUCCUGAACAAAGACGCAGUUGGCAUGGAUCAGCUCCCCAGGGUCCUGCUGCAGGAGGCUGGCAAAACCUGCUGCCUCCUGCCGGACCUCCCGCUCCUCGUCUUGCAGAAGGUGAAUGCCCACAUUUAUCAGCCUGGGGAGAGGGAAGAGAGGGGUCACUGCACUGCUCAGAGCAUCCCCAGCCUGCCUGGGGGGGAGGGAAGGAUGAGACCUCCUAGGGGAAUGCUUCCCUGAGGGCAUUUUCUCCUGGGUUGUGAAAGGCAGAGCCACCACCCAGGCACCGGCAGCCUGGGAGGGCAGGGACUGCAAU
Messenger RNA from Melopsittacus undulatus (budgerigar), 3312 nucleotides. Its product is annotated as somatomedin-B and thrombospondin type-1 domain-containing protein-like. The transcript has 6 exons. Lineage: Eukaryota; Metazoa; Chordata; Aves; Psittaciformes; Psittaculidae. The record is from RefSeq and is a predicted model, not a curated record. The coding region runs from base 14 to 1054 and encodes 346 amino acids.